Messenger RNA from Pistacia vera, 999 nucleotides. Its product is annotated as membrane-associated protein VIPP1, chloroplastic-like. The transcript is spliced from 11 exons. Bases 1 to 999 code for a protein of 332 amino acids. Gene Ontology annotation, biological process: thylakoid membrane organization. Gene Ontology annotation, cellular component: chloroplast. NCBI's taxonomy places the organism in Eukaryota, Viridiplantae, Streptophyta, Magnoliopsida, Sapindales, Anacardiaceae. The record is from RefSeq and is a predicted model, not a curated record.
AUGGCCUUAAAUGCACCACCCAUUACAGCCAUUUCUUUGCCUUCAUUAAAACCUUCUUCUUCCUUUUCUUCUAAUAGGCCAUGCACGGUCAGGCUUCCACCUCUCAAAUCUUCUUUCGUUGGCCUGGAAGUGGGAGAACGGAGAGUUAGUCAGCUAAGAUUAACUUGCAACGAUAGGUUAAGAUGUAAUGGUCUUGGUGGAGGUGCUUCUGGCUCUGGGAUGAAUAUUUUUGAGCGGUUUGCAAGAAUUAUCAGAUCAUAUGUAAAUUCUAUUGCGGCGAUCUUCGAAGACCCAGAGAAGAUCAUAGAUCAAGCUGUUAUUGACAUGAAUGGAGAUUUGACAAAGAUGCGUCAAGCUACUGCUCAAGUCUUGGCAUCGCAAAAGCAAUUAGAAAAUAAAUGUAAAGCUGCACGAGAAGCUUCUGAAAAAUGGUAUCAAAAAGCCCAAUUGGCUCUUCAAAAGGGGGAUGAGGGUCUUGCUCGUGAUGCACUUGCCAGAAGAAGAUCUUUUGCUGAAAAUGCAAGUGUUCUGCAACGUCAACUUGAUCAGCAGAGGAGUUUUGUUGAUAAUCUUGUUUCUAAUACAAGGCUUCUGGAGAGCAAGAUAAUGGAAGCAAAAUCAAAGAAAGAUUCCCUUAGAGCACGUUCCACCGCUGCAAAGACUGCAAUGAAAGUUCAAGAAAUGAUUGGAACUGUGGAUACCAGUUCUGCUCUUUCAGCUUUUGGAAGAAUGGAGGAAAAAGUUUUGACCAUGGAGACUCAAGCAGAGGCACUUAAUCAAUUAACCACUGAUGAACUUGAGGGAAAGUUUAAAAUACUUGAAGGUACAACUAUUGAAGAUGAUCUUGCUGAAUUGAAAAAAGAGCAAUCUGUGAUCUCCAAGAAGGGAGAGCUUCCACCUGGGAGAACUGCUGUUCCCUCAAACAUGCCAUUUCCUUUCCGAGAGUCUGAAAUCGAAAGGGAGCUGAGUGAGCUAAGGAGACGGGCGAAUGAAUUCUAA